UCUAGAGGUUUUAAAUACUUGGCAUGAGGGGGGAAAAACUCAAACCUAUACCCGAAGGUAUAAAACAUUAAUUCUGUUUGUCUCCUGCUCCGGGAACCUGGGUGCAGCUGGAUGCUUUGUGAAACUUUAAAAAUGUUGCAUCUCUGCUUCUCUCCCUGCACAGGGGCCCUGGGAGGCGCCGAGUGCCUGGAGCUCCAGCACCCAGCCAGCGCCCCAGCUGCUGCUGACCACGAUGUCGGCAUUCUCUUUGCAUUCUUCAAACCUAGAAACCUGGUCUCCUGCGUCAUAGCCUAUAACGAGGACCCCUCCCCCACAUCCCAGUCUGACAUCCAAACCACCCGUUGGACCACUGACUCAGUCGCUUUUCCCCCAGAAAAACCGAAGGUGUAUCAAGGUGUCCGGGUCAAGAUCACGGUGAAGGAGCUGCUGCAGCAGAGAAGGGCACACCAGGCGGCCUCAGGGGGAACCCUGCCCGGAGGCAACGGCGUCCACCUGUCAGACCCAGCCCCACCAUCUUCUGCAGGGCUGUAUUUGGAAUCUGAACCGGUUUCUUCCACAUCCAAUUCCUUUCAACCCCGAGAAUUUUCCACUUGUGUUUCUUGUGAAGAAAAUACAAGCUGCAUCGACCAGGUGUUUGAGUCCUACCUUCAGACAGAGACACACCUGGACCCCUUGCUCAAUUCCACGCAGAGCACGUCACCCUAUUUCCCUGACAGCUUCCAAGCUGCCCCUUUCUGCUUUAACCAGAGCCUGACCCCAGGAUCGUCUUCGGAUUCCUCCACUCUGUCUGGUUCCUUAGACUACAGUUACUCGCUGGCUCAGCUACCUGCGUGUGCUCCGGAGAAUUACAAUUCUCCCCCUUCUCUGGACCCCAGAAACUGUGGCAAUCCCUCAGAAGAGUACUCCUACUCACACUUGCCCUCGUACACUCAGUACGACUGCUUCCCCUCUGCCGGCCCCUCGGUCUGCUACUGCACGUCCUGUGAGGCAGAACACGUGGACACCCUCAGAGCGGCGGAGUGCUUUUCCUACCCCAGCACAGACUAUGUGAACUUGGCCCCCUCAGCAGCUGUGGCCAGCGAGUUCUAUAAAAGGGGAACAAACUGGGACAUCUGCUAUAGUUAAUAGCAAUUGCAUUACAUUGGAACACGGUGUGAGUAUCUUGGUCCUUCGGCCACACCAAAUGACAACUCGAAACAUGCAGCCUGUUAACAAAGUAUCACAAAGCCCCGUUCCCGUGUCACAUUUCCAAUGUUCUGAUGCUCGCUUAGGCAUUAGUACGAAGUCGUCAGAUCUGGUCAUCGUGCCACUCCUACUUUGUAUGCUUACAGUUAAAAUUGUCGUAGGGAGUGUUCAGUUUUCCUUUUCUAUGUAACGAACAAAUUCUAAUUUUUUUAACUAAUAAAUU
This is a messenger RNA of Lutra lutra (Eurasian river otter), 1408 nucleotides long. RefSeq names its product POU class 2 homeobox associating factor 3 (gene POU2AF3). Gene Ontology annotation, cellular component: cytoplasm. The transcript has 5 exons. Gene Ontology annotation, molecular function: POU domain binding; DNA binding. NCBI's taxonomy places the organism in Eukaryota, Metazoa, Chordata, Mammalia, Carnivora, Mustelidae. The record is from RefSeq and is a predicted model, not a curated record. The coding region runs from base 112 to 1125 and encodes 337 amino acids.